This is a messenger RNA of Eurytemora carolleeae, 1222 nucleotides long. RefSeq names its product chymotrypsin-like elastase family member 2A. The transcript is spliced from 14 exons. The coding region runs from base 109 to 1146 and encodes 345 amino acids. Gene Ontology annotation, biological process: proteolysis. The record is from RefSeq and is a predicted model, not a curated record. Gene Ontology annotation, molecular function: serine-type endopeptidase activity. NCBI's taxonomy places the organism in Eukaryota, Metazoa, Arthropoda, Copepoda, Calanoida, Temoridae.
CAAGUGUAUUGGUAAGUCAUCACUGACAGAUGUUUUCAUAUAAUCUUAUAAUUCUUCGUAAUAAGACUCAGAGUCAGAAGUCUUGCAGAUCAUAGCCUGGUCUUCAAGAUGAUAACCCUUUCUAUUUUGUUUAUUUUCAUCACUGGCAUUGCUGCGGAGUGCUGUCAGUCAAGGAGCAUGCCUGAUGGGGAUACUUAUUCCUUCUAUAAAACCAUGGAGCAAUCUACUCUUGGCAUGCCAUCAGACUGUCUUGAUGGUUGCAUGUAUACUAAGGAUGGAGAUGUAUCAAGAAAACUUUACUGUUUUGGAAAUGGUCCUAUGGAAUCUCAGUGUGGUUCAUGUGGAAUUGACAAUUUUCCUAAGAACUCUAGGAUAAUAAAUGGAGAACCUACAGAGCCACAUAGAUAUCCUUGGAUGGUUGCAAUAUUUUUCAUAAACGAGAAUGGAAUGCCACAAUAUAUUUGUGGUGGAUCACUGAUUAACAAUCAGUUUAUACUAACUGCUGCUCACUGCACUUAUGAUUAUUCAAAAGAGAACCUUCUACUUUCUAUUAGUGAACAUAAUAUUACAAAACCAGAUGGUGAAUCUAUUACAAACUUUUGUGAGAUAAUUAACCAUCCAUAUUGGUCAAAUGUUUUUGAAAAGGGGUUUGACAUAUCAUUAAUAAAACUGUGCCAGCCUAUCGUCUUUACAGAGACAUUGUCCCCUGUAUGCUUGCCCUCCAUACAAGAUUUAGGAAAUGAGUUUGAGAAUAUGGAGGCUAUUGUUGCUGGGUGGGGACUAACAUCAGAGGAAUCGGAUAGGACCAAUGUUCUAAUGGAGGUUAAGGUAAAAACCAUGAGUAAUGCAGAUUGCUGUGAUGCUAGCAAGGGACGCAAGUGGACAUGUGGUUGGGCUAUGACUCUAAUGUGUGCUGUAGAAGAAGGACCUAAGGGAUCAUGCAAGGGUGACUCUGGAGGACCCUUAAUUAUUAAAGGCAUCACUGGAGCUUUUACUCAGAUUGGAAUUGUAUCAUUUGGACGGGGGAAUCAACGUUGUACUUCGGAUGAUUUCCCUGGUGUGUAUACUCGGGUUUCACCGUACUUGGACUGGAUUAAAGAAAACUCUAAAGUUAAUCAUACAUCUUCACCAUCUUCUGGUCAAUAAUUAUGAGAGCCAAGAUUGGUGAAUUGUUUGUUAUCAUUGGUGUUUUAAUUGGUUUCAAUAAAUUCGGAAUAUCUUA